AUGGAUUCUAAAGAAAGGAGAAAAUUUAGAAAGACGGUUUUGAAUAGUAGUAGACAAUCAGUGAGAUCUACAUCAUCAAAUGUCGAAGAUGAUAUCUCAAAUUAUGGUAGGCAAUUACAAUCUUCAUCUGGGAGGACUAAUAUUCCCUACCCUGAUGAGAAUAUGGAUCAAAACAAAUGUCUACAGUUUCAACAUACAAACUUGCCACAUUCUUCUUCAGAUAUGAUUAUCACAAAUCCAUUAUCUGGUAGUCCUAAUGAUGAAGAACCAGACCAUCCAGUAACGACUACAGACAAAAUUGAAGGAAUAUAUGAAGAGUACUUGGAUCACGGUGAUGAAAGUGUUAUUUGUGAAUGCUGUGAUGCAAAACUAUGGAAAGAUGAAGCUCUUCAAGGGAAAAAAUGCGGGACGAAAACAAGUUACUCCCUUUGUUGUCUUUAUGGCAAAGUUCAGCUUCCAAAAAAGAAAGAGAUGUGCUCUUCUUACAUAAAUCUGUUUCGUUGUGUGGACUCAAAAAGCAAAUACUUUAUGAAGAACAUUCGUCGUUAUAAUUCAAUGUUCUCAUUUACAUCAAUGGGUGGCAAAAUUGAUACUUCCAUUAAUAGUGGAAAUGCACCAUACAUAUACAUGCUUAAUGGUCAAAACUACCAUAGGAUGGGUAGUCUUCUACCAGCAGAUGGAAGAAAACCGAAAUUCUCUCAACUGUACAUAUAUGAUACCGAAAAUGAAGUUUCACAUAGACACAGUUCAUUUAGUGAAAAACAAGAAGCUUCUGCAUCAAAUUCUGAUUCCCUUGAUAUUGAGAUUAUUCAAUACUUAAAGAACAUACUAGAUGCAAAAAAUGUAUUGGUGAAGUCUUACAGAAUUGCAAGAGAUUGUUUUGAAUGCUACACGGAUGUCAAGGUAAAGUUACGAUUGAUUGGAAAAAGAGAAAAGGAUGGAAGAACAUAUAACCUUCCAACUGCUUCAGAAGUUGCAGCUUUAAUUGUUGGAGAUGAUGGUGGUACAAUUGAAAAAAGAGAUAUCAUUGUACAACAUCAGACAGGUUAUUUACAAUCAAUAAGUGAAUUACAUCCUUCUUAUCUUCCUCUUCAAUAUCCGUUGUUAUUUCCAUAUGGAGAAGAUGGUUACAGACUUGACAUUCUUCAUAGAGAGAUAACAUCUUCAAGCAAAAGUAAAAGAACAAUUGUAACAAUGAGGGAGUUCUUCGCCUUCAAACUUCAAGAUAGAAGAAAUAUGUUUUCAUUACUUCUCAAUGUAAGGAGGCUUCUACAACAAUUUAUUGUUGAUGGAUACACAAUGAUUGAAACUGAGAGAUUGCAUUAUAUACUUAAGCAGCAAAAAGUCCCAAGGUGCGAGACAUAUGAUACUCUAUGCAAUGUACAAGAAGGAGAGUGA
Messenger RNA from Cynara cardunculus var. scolymus (artichoke), 1398 nucleotides. RefSeq lists its product as uncharacterized. The record is from RefSeq and is a predicted model, not a curated record. NCBI's taxonomy places the organism in Eukaryota, Viridiplantae, Streptophyta, Magnoliopsida, Asterales, Asteraceae. The coding region runs from base 1 to 1398 and encodes 465 amino acids. The transcript has 5 exons.